GCUCGCUCCGGAGACCCCAGCGCCCGCCUUCUGCAGGGGAGACGACCUUGGUCUAGCUCGUGACUUGCCUGCCGGCUGCUUCCCCUUUUUUUCGAAAAAGUUGCCUUUUCCGAAAUCCUCGCGCUGACGUUUGGGGCCGUGGGGGCCGUAGCGGCGGUGCGUGCGUGUGCACGGGGGGCCGGCCACGCGGGGACCUCCGGCUGCCCCUUCGCCCCGCGGAACCGCGCUCCGGCCCCCGGCCCGGGACGUCAGGACUGCUAUGAGCCGCUGCGGGCGGGCCCGGCGACAGACGUCCAGGGGGGCCAUGGCCGUGCUGGGGUGCAAGUUCCCGCGCAUCCGGCUGCCCGUGGGCGCCAGCGCCCUCUGCGUGGUGGUCCUCUGUUGGCUCUACGUCUUCCCCGUGUACCGGCUGCCCGACGAGAAGGAGAUCGUGCAGGGGCUGCUGCAGCAGGGCACGGCGUGGAGGAGGAACCAGACGGCCGCCAGGCUCUUCAGGAAACAAAUGGAAGACUGCUGCGACCCCGCCCAUCUCUUUGCUAUGACUAAAAUGAAUUCCCCCAUGGGGAAGAGCAUGUGGUAUGACGGGGAGUUCUUGUACUCAUUCACCAUCGACAAUUCAACGUAUUCCCUCUUCCCUCAGGCAACCCCCUUCCAGCUGCCAUUGAAGAAAUGUGCGGUGGUGGGAAAUGGUGGGAUUCUGAAGAAGAGUGGCUGUGGCCGGCAAAUAGAUGCAGCAAAUUUUGUCAUGCGAUGCAACCUGCCUCCCUUGUCAAGUGAAUACACUAAAGAUGUUGGAUCCAAAACUCAUUUGGUGACAGCUAAUCCCAGCAUAAUUCGGCAGAGAUUUCAGAACCUCCUCUGGUCCAGAAAGACAUUCGUGGACAACAUGAAAGUCUACAACCACAGUUAUAUUUACAUGCCUGCCUUUUCUAUGAAGACGGGAACAGAGCCAUCCCUCCGGGUUUAUUAUACACUGUCAGAUGUUGGUGCCAAUCAAACAGUGCUUUUUGCCAACCCCAACUUUCUGCGUAGCAUUGGAAAGUUCUGGAAAAGUAGGGGAAUCCAUGCCAAGCGCCUGUCCACAGGACUCUUUCUAGUGAGCGCAGCCCUGGGCCUCUGUGAAGAGGUGGCUAUCUAUGGCUUCUGGCCCUUCUCUGUGAAUAUGCAUGAGCAGCCCAUCAGCCACCACUACUAUGAUAAUGUCUUGCCCUUUUCUGGCUUCCACGCCAUGCCAGAGGAAUUUCUCCAGCUGUGGUAUCUGCAUAAAAUUGGUGCACUGAGAAUGCAGCUAGACCCAUGUGAAGAGCCCACAUUCCAGGCUACUUCCUAGGGAUGGUGGAAGAAGAAAGGACUGAGCCAGGGUAUUUGUUAGGUUUUCCAUGUGACUCAAAGGGCAGUGAUCAGGUUGUCUCAUGGAUUUAUGUGUGCCACUGGAAAGAUGAGAAAAGAACAACAAAAACUCAAGCAGAACUUUACUUUUAAUGUUGGCUUGGAAGACAAAUAAGAAAUGAAACGUCCUGUGAAGCAUUUUACAGCACAUGGUGGAUUUGCAACUAGGAAAAUCCUGAUGACGAUGUUGGCAAAGCAUAUUUGUAUAGUUCAGAUCCAGAAGAUGCAAUUCAGAAACAAGGUGAACUCUAGCUGUUGAGGCUGACGAACUUAUCAACGUUGAAUAAAGAAAAUGCCAGGGCAAAAGUGUGUUGCUGAUGAUCAACACAAACUGGCUUAAUAAUAAUUCAAAAAGACCUGUCUUAUUAAGACUGGUAUUAGCACUGUAGGUGUUAAAAAAUUAUUAUUAUUUUUUGUCCUAUUUAGGGGCAGAGAGUGGGUGAUGGAGUAGAUUUUUAAAGACCUUAUUGAAUAGUAAGGAUACAAAACGCUGCAGCUGAUUAUUGUGAUUUGUUGAGCCAAUUCUAUAUUAACUAUACCUCUCUUCUGUUUCUAAAAUUUUAAGUAAGAAGUGUUUCUUCCUCUUCUGUCAGGUCUGUUUAGAUGAUGUGAAGCAUUGUUGAAUUUAGACUGUGUUGAUUCAUUGUCUGGGUAACAUGAGCCACUUUCCCUACUCAGCAUUAGGACAGAUAUUCAAUUUUAGGUUUGCAUUAUUAUUAUUUUAGUGCAAAAAUACUACAAAUGUAAGUGCAUUAUUGGCUUGUAAAUGAGCAUAAUUGUCCUCAAAAAUUUAAUGUUCAGAGAUGAAGUAAAGCACAAGGACGAAGCUGAGUCUCUGCAGAAGACAGACUAGAAGGCAAAUCAUUUUUCUAUGUAUUCACUCCAAGAUAAAUCAUACGUGUGCCCAGAUGCAGACAGAUGUGUACACACAUUACACAAAGUUAAAGCUCCUUCUCAUGUAACCAUGAAAGCUGAACUGACAUGACCUGGUACGGCAAAAAUUCUGUAAUCGAUGUUGGGCAGCCACAGUAUAUGUUCAUAUGAGACAAGCCAGCUUGUGGUUGCUGCUUAUAAUAUGCAUACCAGCAUGAGUUGCAAGUCUUACCCCCAAAUGCUUAAUCCAGAAUGAGCAGAAUUGUUUCAUUCAUUCUGACUCCCACCCAAAUCUGAUGAAUGGGCUUUGGGUAGAGCAAGGUCACACAAGUCAUGGUUCAUACAAGUAACGGGAUAUGAAUUAAUAACUCUUUCUUUCUUUAGCAGCAGGUAGGACUACUUAGGCAGUUUGGUCUAGCAGCCUUAACACACAGCAAGAAAGCUCUGUUGACAGAUUAUAAGCAACUAGAUGUGUUUACAUAUAAGAUAAAGAUAAUGGAACUUUCUCAUUGUCUUUGUGCUUUAGGAUAUCCUAAUCUAAAAGGAAACACUAAAACUCAUUAUCUUUAAAAUGUAGGUAAACUAUACAAAAAUGUUCUACUUCAAUUUUAAUGGUAGAAACUUAGUAAACUGUGGAGGUGAAAACAAGUGUCAUGUUUUUGUAGUGAGAUAACUUGCGAGAUAACAAGAUAACAAAGCCCUGUUUGAGGCUUUGUUUGAGUAGGGGAUUUCUAAAUGAAUGUUGAGUUAUUGUAGAAAUUAGCUUUUGUAAUGGUGACUGGUUGCCAUAACACAAAUUAUACUGAUACUUGGAAAAUUAAAAUUUUGAGAGUAAUUCCUUGUAAACUGGGUUGCUAUUUUGAUCUUAUAUAGCAGCAAAAGUGUAAUGGAAGGUACUGUGAAUGAGUUGUGUUAAAUAUUUAUUCAUGCACAGCCCUCUUUUGGGUAUAUUUCCUCUAAUGAACUAUUAUUUAUAGUAUUUACCUAGGAAAGGAAUACAUUUUUACCAAUAUACUUCAUUAAAAAUGUAAAAGGGCUACAGAAACUUACAUAAAUUAAUCAACUGUAUCCAUCAGAUUAGUACAUCAAAUUUUAAAGUUGUUAAAAUGUAAUCAAUGAGCUCAUAAAGUCGAUAUGUCACCUUUCCAUUGAAAAUGCUAUCUGGAAGUUUUGCAUCUAAGUAUAUUUUCUGGG
Molecule: messenger RNA, 3456 nt
Organism: Heterocephalus glaber (naked mole-rat)
Lineage: Eukaryota; Metazoa; Chordata; Mammalia; Rodentia; Bathyergidae
Gene: St8sia1
Product: ST8 alpha-N-acetyl-neuraminide alpha-2,8-sialyltransferase 1
Biological process (GO): oligosaccharide metabolic process; N-glycan processing
Molecular function (GO): alpha-N-acetylneuraminate alpha-2,8-sialyltransferase activity
Source: RefSeq, a predicted model, not a curated record